Molecule: messenger RNA, 585 nt
Organism: Wasmannia auropunctata (little fire ant)
Lineage: Eukaryota; Metazoa; Arthropoda; Insecta; Hymenoptera; Formicidae
Gene: Ickin1-1
Product: omega-conotoxin-like protein 1
Exons: 3
Coding region: 128-358 (76 amino acids)
Source: RefSeq, a predicted model, not a curated record
UUGUGUAAGUGAUCGUAUAAAUGCUUUGACCACUGUAAACUAAGAAUCCAGUCGAGGUCGAGCUCUUGAGACGGUUAGAUCUGAAGAAGAAUUUUUCUCAAAGCAUCUGAAAUACGUCGCUGAGAAGAUGGCGAAAUUAAUGCUGUUCGUCUUUGUAACGUUGCUAGCAGCAACUCUUAUCAUGGGCGCUACCGAUAAGACGUGCGGUCGACACGGUGACCCUUGCGCUUCUGUACCGCGGUGCUGUGACGGUUUGAGAUGUCAUCCUUAUGCAAACAGAUGUCAAGUCAUAAUUACUGAGGAGGAAUUGAUGGCUCAACGUGAGAAGAUUUUAGGCCGAAAGGGCAAAGAUUAUUAGUACGCAGAUAAGUUUUAUAUAUCGGGAUAUAAUGGACGACGAUUCUAUUAAUCUGCUCUGGCUUGGAUCCGAAGACUGCGUUUCGAGGAAUUAGUUAUUAAUGUAUAACACUUUGUGUAAUAAUCAGAAAAUUAAUAUAGUAUAUAUUAUAUAUAUUGUAUAUUCGUAGAUAUAAGCAAUAUCUUUUGACAAAAAAUGAGAUUAAAAACGUAAAUUGAAAGAGUUCA